Messenger RNA from Bombus terrestris (buff-tailed bumblebee), 2868 nucleotides. RefSeq names its product glucose dehydrogenase [FAD, quinone]. Gene Ontology annotation, molecular function: flavin adenine dinucleotide binding; oxidoreductase activity, acting on CH-OH group of donors. The transcript has 5 exons. The record is from RefSeq and is a predicted model, not a curated record. NCBI's taxonomy places the organism in Eukaryota, Metazoa, Arthropoda, Insecta, Hymenoptera, Apidae. Bases 362 to 2215 code for a protein of 617 amino acids.
AUUAUGAAUAAAACAGAUGAUAAUAAGCUGAAUGAUGAAUAAUAACAUAAUAGUUCAUUAGAAUUGAAUAUUCAAGGAAUCGCUAGCAAAGCAGCAUUUGUCUCCUUGCUUUGCCUUUGGUCGGUGCACUCUCUUACGUUUGAGGUUCAAUCCACGUUUUCUAAUAUUUGAUAGUUUUAUUGGCCGUUUGUGUGCAUGUCAAAUAGAGAAUUGUUUAGUAUAGGAUACAACUCAUCAAUUUGGAUGAUACCGAAACAUUUCAUGAAAACAAACGUUCUGGACAACUUUUUACUGCAUCUACAUACACCGGUCACUCGACAUUAGUUUUCAAGUUUGAUAAAGAAGAUCGGACGCGUAUAAAAUGGAUGUCAGCCGCAAUAUUCUGGGAGGAAUCCAAUCAAAAAUGGUCAGAUCGACAUGUUCCAUUCUCUUAAGCGUAUCAAUAUACGUCUUAUAUUCGGUUGUUGAUUAUUCCUCGAAGAAUCUUCCUUCCGAAUCAUUAAUGCCAUCUUACGAUUUCAUAAUCGUAGGUGGUGGUUCUGCAGGAGCCGUGAUAGCGAGUCGGUUGUCCGAGAUAGAAGACUGGAACGUACUCCUCUUGGAAGCAGGUGGCGAUGGAAGCAUUAUAUAUGAUAUUCCUCUUACUGCCUCCAAUCUGCAGCUCACAGACAUCGACUGGAAAUACACAACGGAACCCGGUACAAAUUACUGUAGAGCGAUGAAGGGGGGUCGUUGCCUAUGGUCACGUGGCAAAGUGAUCGGAGGCAGCAGCACGAUAAAUUACAUGCUCUAUGUUCGUGGUAACAGAAAAGAUUACGACAUCUGGGAACAACUAGGCAAUCCAGGAUGGUCAUAUGAGGAAGUCCUGGGUUAUUUCAAAAAGUCCGAAGACAAUCAAAAUCCGAUUUACACCAAGACUCCGUAUCAUUCGACAGGGGGUUACCUAACUGUCGAACAAUUACAAUGGUACACCCCAGUCGCCGAGGAAUUUCUUCAAGCAGGGCGAGAAAUGGGUUACGAGAAUAGAGACAUUAAUGGAGAACGGCAGACUGGCUUUAUGACUCCUCAGGGGACCACUAGACGUGGAAGCCGGUGUUCCACGGGGAAGGCCUUCCUGCGGCCGGCAAGCGCGCGUAAGAAUUUACACGUCGCUAUGCACGCACAUGUUACGAAAAUUUUAAUAGAUCCGUCGUCAAAGAGGGCUUACGGUGUACAGUUCUUUAGAGACGGAAGGAUGUUGCGCGUUCAUGCCAACAAGGAGGUGAUAGUUUCCGCAGGAUCUAUCAACAGCCCUCAAUUACUGAUGUUGUCCGGAGUAGGACCUGGAGAACACUUAACGGAACACGGGAUACCAGUGAUCCAGAAUUUAAGUGUGGGUCAUAAUCUUCAAGACCAUAUAAUUCCGGGAGGCCUUACAUUCUUGAUGAAUAAUACAGUAUCGUUGGUAGAGAGCAAGUUUUAUGAUAUUCGAUAUGUGCUAGAAUACGGCAUAUUCGGAACUGGUCCUUUGGCCUCUUUUGGAGGUGUCGUAGGACUAGCUUUUAUCAAUACCAAAUACGCGAAUGCCUCCGACGAUUUUCCAGACAUCCAACUGCAUUUUGUGUUAGCGGCGCCGAUGUCCGACGGCGGUAGAUUUUUUAGAAAAACUCAGCGUAUGUCCAAAGAAUUCUACGACGCUAUAUAUGGGGAGUACUUCAAUGAGGACGCAUGGACCGCGUUUCCUACACUUUUAAGACCGAAAAGCAGAGGUAUCAUAAAGCUUCGAAGCAGCAAUCCCUUCGAUCAUCCGUUGAUUUAUCCCAACUACUUCGAAAACCCAGAAGAUGUGGCGACAAUGGUAGAAGGAAUUAAGUUUGCGGUCGAGAUGAGUAAAACUGCUUCAUUCAGACGUUAUGGAAGCAGAUUAUUACCGAAACCAUUUCCUGGCUGCGUGAAUAUUCCUAUGUAUACCGAUCCAUACUGGGAGUGCCUGAUCAGAUUCUAUGCCACGACUAUAUAUCAUCCAGUGGGUACUUGCAAGAUGGGGCCUAAUUCGGAUCCAACAGCUGUAGUGGACCCUCGGCUUCGAGUUCACGGAGUCACCGGACUUCGAGUCAUAGACGGCUCGAUUAUGCCAAACAUAGUCAGUGGUAAUCCCAAUGCCCCGAUUAUCAUGAUCGCAGAGAAGGGUUCCGAUAUGAUAAAAGAGGAAUGGUUCAAGAAACGGAGUUUAUAGCGAAUAAUUUUUUUUUGUAAUAUUUUGAAUGAUGAGUGAACAAUUUUUGCAAAUUAAUGUACAUCGACUGUUAUUGUUUAUUACAUAAUGGAAACUCAUAGUUAUUAACUUAAAAUAAAUUUUCAUCAUAUAUUAUGCAUAGCGGGAUUUAUGGCAGAAUAUAUUCAUUUCACCAAAUGAAUCAAGUAAGUUAAAUUUUAAAAAGUGCAAAUCAGUCCGUUAAAAUUGUGUUUAUCCGAGCUUAUCGACGGACAAACAGUUAGUGAAGUAGCAGUUCAAUUUUUCCUGUUACGUUCCUUUGAUCUUGAUAUAUUGCAUUACAAUUGAAACGUAUAAUGUGAGAAAAGCAUAGCGUCGAUGAAGAAAAAUCGUUGCAGACAUUUCAUUUUGUGAUUUAUUUCCUUCGUCCUCUAGACAUCGGUUGCAAGCUAAUUAUGGCAUAUAAAGUAGUAUAUAGUAUAAGCAUAGUAUAUAAGAUAAAGGAGAUACUAUAGACAAUCGUAGUAUGAAAAUUAUGGAAAUUCCUUUCCUCAACAAAUGUGCCUCGCGUAAAUUAUUAAGCGUAUUGAUUUCCUUUCAGACUGUGAGAUACGAUGUAAAUUAUAAAUUUGUGACCAACCUUAUUUAUUAAAGUACAUACAUAGUAUAUGAUA